Pseudophryne corroboree (corroboree frog) is the source of this 363-nucleotide messenger RNA. RefSeq lists its product as uncharacterized. Lineage: Eukaryota; Metazoa; Chordata; Amphibia; Anura; Myobatrachidae. The transcript has a single exon. The coding region runs from base 1 to 363 and encodes 120 amino acids. The record is from RefSeq and is a predicted model, not a curated record.
AUGAUCAGAGAGAACUGUUACAAGAUAAUCCUUCUUUACAGAAAAGCUAUAGGUAAAUUGUUAUACAUUGUCACUGUCACCAGACCAGAUAUUUCCACAGCAGUUGGGAUCCUAAGCAGAAAGGUUUCCAAACCAACACAGAUGGACUGGAACGCAGUUAAGAGAGUAAUUUGUUAUUUAAAAGGAACGAUUAACAAGAAGCUUAAACUCUCAGCAAGCACAAGUCACAAGUUAACAGGACAUGUUGACUCAAAUGAUAGAAAAUCCACAAGUGGAUAUUUAUUCUCAAUUGGAGAAGAAAUAAUCAGCUGGAUAAGAAAGAAACAGUCUUCCAUAGCACUGUCAUCUACAGAGGCUGGCUGA